AUGCCACACACGCCUGCUGCAGACAAUGGACGCUCGAGUCGCGAUCGGAGCAGGCAGCGGGCCAGGACCGAGGUGGGCGCAAACAGGAGCAUGUGGACUCGUCUGAGCUUCAAUAAGAUUGGCAGCUGGCUGAAGCGUGAUGACGAGGAGCCACCGUCGCCGGUGAAGAGCGCAAGGCCAGAGAGCGCGGGGAACAAGGAGAGUGCGAGGCCACACUCCAGCGGAGGCCUGCUCAACAGGAGAGGCAGCAGGAAGGUCGUGCCAGAACUGCCACGGCCGCCGACGUUCAAGCGCAUGCAGAGUGAGAUGAGAGACAAACUGCUCGAGGUGCCGCUCGAGCCUGAGCAAAGACGCGCGACAUCCGCAGACCGCAAGCCCUCCAUCGCUUCGAAGCGCAACCCAUCGCCCCCACCCGUGUCCAUACCCUCCGCAUCCGCCCCUGACGUCUUGACUCCACACGAGAGCGACAUCCACAAGCAAGAGCAGGAGAGAGAGCAACAUCAGGAGGAAGCUACAAUAUGCGGCGGUCCAGAUUCGAACCUACCUCCAGGGGCAAGACAGGUCGAUUACAGCAUCGAGAACCUCCUAGCACCAGAAUCUGCAAGCUCUCCACCGCCCAUGGACCUGGAAGACUCGUACAUGGAGCAUGCGUCGCAUCGCUCCGUGUCCGAUGUCGACGACGCACGAUUACAGGAGGAGCUGGAAGCAAAGUGGAUACUGAACCUCAGCAUGCACUUCAGGGACAUGUCAGACCGAGAGAAGUUCUUCGUCACCUUCGCCGAGGAGCCGAACAAGUGGAGACGAGUCACCGUGUCGUGCGACUACCGCAAGCUCGAGCCAGAUUCGCUGGAAUCAGAUCUGAAGUCUCUACACUAUCAGCGAGACAAGAGCGCCAGAGUCUACGAAGCCAUUCGCGAUUCGCUCGCAGACAUACAGUUCUACGACACUGUGACAAACCUCAAGCUCGAAACAUCGGACGGCCGCCUUCACGUUCACGUCACCGAAGACGUCAACGAAAUCAUACCAUACCCUUCCCUAUCUGCCAUCGACCAUCUCGACUAUCGGCGGUUCAAGGAGCAAGAUGUAUGCUUUGACUCGCAUAUAUCUGGCUUCGUGUACAAGGUCAGCGUCCGGAACCGGACCUACAUCAAGAAGGAAAUCCCUGGACCCGACGCCGUUGAAGAUUUCCUGUACGAGAUCAACGCCCUAAGCAGCCUCGAAGAUUCCAACUCCGUCAUCCAGUUCGAAGGUAUCAUUGUAGACGAGACUGGCGAGCUAAUCAAGGGGCUGCUCAUCAGUUACGCCGAGCAUGGUGCACUGGUUGAUAUGAUCUACGACUUCAAGCACCAACUGCACUGGGAGCGUCGGGAGAAAUGGGCUCGCCAGAUCGUGGAAGGCCUUUCUGAGAUACACGAAGCCGGAUUCGUCCAGGGAGAUUUCACGUUGUCAAACAUAGUCAUCGACGGCCGUGAUGACGCGAAGAUCAUCGACAUCAACCGCAGAGGAUGCCCAGUGGGAUGGGAACCACCUGAGCUGGCGAACCUCAUCGAAAGUGGUCAGAGAAUCUCAAUCUACAUAGGAGUGAAGUCAGAUCUCUUCCAGCUGGGUAUGGUGCUUUGGGCGUUGGCGGAGCAGCAAGAUGAGCCAGAGCGCCAGGAACGACCACUUGUCAGGACACUGAAUGGUCCGUCAGACAUCCCAGAGUACUUCAAAAACAUCAUCAGAGCGUGUCUCAGCGAGAAGCCGCGCGGGCGAUUGUCAGCAAAAGACCUGCUGAAAAGAUUCCCGGAGCCAGCCGAGGUGGAGGUUUUCAAGCCAAGAUUGGCCCUCAGAGACAGCCUGUCAUCACAUCGAAGUGACAAGGAGUACAUUGACCCCAAGAUGGCUGUCGACCACGACGACAUCUCCCAGCACCGCCGCCACUCACAAUCGAGAUCGUCUUUCGAAAGGGUCAAUAUUCCAUCCACAGAGUACGUUCCUUCAGCUGGCUCGUACAUCCUCCCAAACAACAAUGGCGUACGCGGAAGAUCACCAGACCGUCCUCGCAGCGUUAGCAGACACGGACGAAGCGAUUACUCGCCAUAUCCUGGCCAUCGCUCUAUCAUGUCUCUUGACGACUCCGAGCUUGACAACGACCUGGCCAGUCUACCUGCAAGCCGAGAAACAAGAUGGGAGCAGGUCUAUGUGGACGGCGACACAAAGCUCGUACAGCGUGGUGGCGGUGAAGCAAGCAUGCACGACUUCAACAGCCAAGACACGAAAGAAGUGUACAUUACGCCUAGCAGUCUCGACACGCCAUUCAUAGGCAGCAAUCCCCAUGAUAGCACACCACUGAAUCUGUCGACGGUCGCGGAUGUACCGCAUCAGAUGCAAUCAGCACUAGACGCUGGACAUGGCCGGACAAUUGCCAACAAAGUUUCAUUCAGCGACCGUGUCCACCAGCUGGCCCAGUCACAAAUCCAGGAAGUACCGCAUGCCCAUACUCAAGCAGAGCAGAACACCAGUGCGCAAAGUCCUGAUACCAGCUUCCUCGCAGAACUCGAACCUGAGUUUGAAAACAAUUCGGCGCCAAGCUCUCUUGCACCGUCGCGCGUCGGCACCGGUUUCUCAAUUUUCGACCGGCCGGAGCGCAACUACAGGGUCGGUACUGGCUUCACAACGUUCUCGGCUGCUACAGGCUUCAACUCUCCACUUCGUCAGGACACAGAUUUUGCCGAGCCGGAGAGGACAUCGUACGAGAGUGAGCGCAUACGACCUAGCCUGGAUGAGAGUAUGCGCGACACGAAGAAACCAACAACGGGAAAGGAGAAGGUCAAUGAGAGUCUGUGGGAGUCGAAAGAAGACUCACCCGCUGGGUUUGGGGAGUGUGUGAGAGGGUACGAACUGCAGCUCAAGAAUGAAGCUGGAAAUACAGCAAGCCAUGUUACAGCCACAGAAGCGAGGGUAACAAAUGCCAAGGGCAAGGACGCACGCUGCCUACGGCCCACUCAAGAUAAAUCGCUGGAAGAGAAGACUUCGAACACGACCAUCCGCGCUCCGAGCUUCCUACCUCCCACUCCAGCACCCCACAACUACAUCAAACAUGCAGCAGCUCACACUGCAUCAUCGUCUUCACCACCACAUCACGACACAAAGACGGUCUUCGAGCCGCCUGCUACGCCACAAUACGAACACGAAUACUUCCAGCGUUCGCGCACGAACUCUGACCUAAACAACAGGAGAUCGCACGAUCUCCAGGAGUACCUGAACAGCGAGAUAGAGUAA
Ascochyta rabiei is the source of this 3264-nucleotide messenger RNA. RefSeq lists its product as uncharacterized. The transcript has a single exon. Lineage: Eukaryota; Fungi; Ascomycota; Dothideomycetes; Pleosporales; Didymellaceae. Bases 1 to 3264 code for a protein of 1087 amino acids. Gene Ontology annotation, biological process: signal transduction; protein phosphorylation. The record is from RefSeq and is a predicted model, not a curated record. Gene Ontology annotation, cellular component: cytoplasm. Gene Ontology annotation, molecular function: protein kinase activity; ATP binding.